UCAGUCGUCAAGGCUCAGUCUGUGGAAGUGGCCGGCUAUUGAACCAUGCCCCAGCCCGGGCCCCAGGACAGCUGAGUCCACAGAGAGGAGCGCAUCUUUCGGAAGUAGGGCCUUAGCUAAAAGAAAAAAGCUUUCAUAUUGUGAUUUCAUGCUGCAGGACAGGAGGAGCGACUCAGAAGACUGGGAUAAAGAGACAGAGAGAUGAGUCCUAAACACUGCAGCUCGGUGAAGACACAAAACAAUACACACGUGAAACUAUAACUGAAGGAAACACACCCCCACUACUGGUAACAAAACAAGGGAGGCCUGGGGGGACUUGGAGGGAGCACCAGUAGCUGUCCAUCUAUCCAUUUAACCAGCCAGAAGCAUGCAGGGGCUGGUGUGGAGCCUGUGUGCCCUGCUCUGCCUCUCCCUCUGGGAGGAAGGUUUCUGCAGGAGCUCCAUUGAUGCACGCAGGACCAAAGAGCCUACUCUCCGUAGGAGUAAAAGAGCCCCAAUCGAUCCUGAUGGCAAAAAGUGUUCCUACACCUUCCUUGUGCCCGAGGAGAGAAUCACAGGUCCAAUCUGUGCCAGCACCACAGGCCCAGAGCCAGACAAGGACCGAGUGACCCGUAUGGACAUUUCAGAUGUGCGGGAGGUGCUUAAUAAACAGAGGCUUGAGAUUGAGACGCUGCACCUGGUGGUGGAUGUGGAUGGUAACUUGGUAAAUGAGAUGAAGCUGCUGCGGAAGGAAAGCAGGAACAUGAACUCCAGGGUGACCCAACUCUACAUGCAGCUGCUACAUGAGAUCAUCAGGAAAAGAGACAACUCUCUGGAGCUGGCCCAGCUGGAAAACCGCGUCCUCAAUGUGACCUCUGAAAUGAUGCGACUGGCUUCAAGGUAUAAGGAGCUGGAGUCCAGGUUUGCAACAAUGGCAGGAGUGGUCAACAACCAGUCUAUUCUCAUCUCUGCACUGGAGGAGCAGUGUAUGAGGACUGCGGGACGCGGUGAGCUGCCUGUUGUUCCCCCCCUGGUACAGGUGGUACCGCAGCAUCUACCAGUUAACAGCCGUUUCACCAAUGAGAUACAGAGAGACCAUAACAACCGGGCCUUUCCUAGAGGAUCACGCAUGGAAUCCCCUACUGCAAGUCCUUUUGGGAUUGACCCACCACCACCACAGGGAACACUUACCUCUGAUGGUCCGUUCAAAGACUGUUUCCAGGUGCGGCAGUCAGGCCACACCACCAGUGGGAUGUACCUGCUUAAGACCGAUGGCAGUGACCGGUUAAUACAAGCCUGGUGUGAACAUGGCCUUGACAAUGGAGGAUGGACUGUGCUGCAAAGGAGGAGAGAUGGCUCUGUAAACUUCUUUCGGAACUGGGACAACUACAAGAAAGGCUUUGGAAACAUAGAUGGUGAACACUGGCUUGGGCUGGAAAAUAUUUACAACCUGGGGAAGCAGGGCGACUAUAAGCUGAUGAUAGAGUUGGAGGACUGGACGGGGAAGAAGGUGUACGCCGAGUACAGCAGCUUCCACCUGGAGCCAGAGAGCGGGGGUUAUCGGCUGAGGCUCGGCACCUACCAGGGCAACGCCGGGGACUCCUUCAGCAGCAACAACGGCAAACAGUUCACCACGCUGGAUCGCGACAAGGAUGCAUUUUCAGGUAAUUGCGCCCAUUUCCAUAAGGGUGGCUGGUGGUACAAUUCAUGUGGCCAGACUAACCUGAAUGGCGUGUGGUACAGCGGGGGAGUUUACCGAAGCAAAUUUCAGGAUGGGAUCUUCUGGGCAGACUAUGGAGGAGGGUUCUACUCCCUUAAGUCAGUCCGCCUUAUGAUCCGACCGAUUGACUGAAACACAGCACUUCAGUUCCCUUUGAAUGCAACUCAGUGCCCCUCCUUAUCUUUAUCUACCCAUAAACAAAGCCUGUAAAGGCAGAACCAGGAAUCCAUGACAUACAGUGCCUUGUAAAAUACGAAGGAGGAAGAGACGCCGGGGAAUUAAGACUCUAAAAGUGUUGCUAUGACUAGCUCCAAAGUUGACUUUGAAAUGAAAACCGAUGCCAGUGCCUUUCCUAAGUCACUUCUCCAUCUUCCAGUCUGGAAAGUUAUAGUCCAUCAAGCUUUCUAGGACCAUCAAGUAUUAUUCUCAAAUGUCCUAUUUUACUCAAUCUUGAUGAUAAUCAGCAUCUUAUAAAAGGGAAAUGGUCAUUUACUAGAGACAUGAGAUUUCUUCUGAGCAGCUAAUGAUGACUUAAUGAAAGUAGUGUCGCCCAUACCAGAGGGAAUUGGAUUUAAUGGGAUGUUUAACAAAUGUAUGUAAAAACGCUAAAAUGUAAAGUUGUGUCGCCAGUUAGACUCCCUGUGGAUCAAACAGUUAGGGAACAGGACUUGCUUAACCUUCGGUCUACUCGUUUCUGUGUUUUUCUUUUGGACAUCUGGGGUUUCUAUAAAACCCCCCAGAAAAUGAUCUUGUGCAACAGUGUGCUUUUCCAAUGUACAUAUGGCUGAGCUGGCUAUGGUAUGUAAAUAUAUUUGGUUUAAUUUGUGAAUGGUAAUUUAAGCGGUGUGAUUCUGCUCAGGCCGAUUGUUCACAAUGUUGUCACUCUGCCAUUCGUUGUUAUUUAUCAGUGUAUUUAUAGUAAGUAUAGUCGUGGUUGUUUUAUAUCAAGCCCUGUAAUAAAACAAUUAUUUGAAAAAA
Trematomus bernacchii (emerald rockcod) is the source of this 2677-nucleotide messenger RNA. RefSeq names its product angiopoietin-like 1a (gene angptl1a). Gene Ontology annotation, biological process: cell surface receptor protein tyrosine kinase signaling pathway. NCBI's taxonomy places the organism in Eukaryota, Metazoa, Chordata, Actinopteri, Perciformes, Nototheniidae. The transcript is spliced from 6 exons. The record is from RefSeq and is a predicted model, not a curated record. The coding region runs from base 368 to 1831 and encodes 487 amino acids.